AUGACAGACGGAAUGAAUGUGUUAAAUAUAAAACAGGAAAUUCAGGAACCAAAUACAAAUAUCAGCAACAUUAACUGCUUCAGCCCAUCAUCGGCUACGGCAUCAUCAACAACAACAACCACACCAGCAGCAGGGUCAAGCAGCAAUGGGGGCGUCCUCAAUAGAAGAAACAGUGCUGCGUCCAGUAGCAAUGGUGGAAAUGGUAUGAAAUCUUCGCCUUCAGUUUCGCCGGAAAGACAAAUGUGCAGCUCAACGACAACAUUAAGUCUCAACAGCAACGGCUCAUAUACGGCUGUCGAUAACGAUGGUAAUAUGGGUUCGGCAGGUGGAAGUACCACUCAAUCAGGGUCAACCGGUAGUUCAUCAAUACGCGAUGAAUUGAGGCGUCUAUGUUUAGUGUGCGGCGAUGUUGCCUCAGGCUUCCAUUACGGCGUAGCAAGCUGUGAAGCCUGUAAGGCAUUCUUCAAACGUACAAUACAGGGUAACAUUGAGUAUACCUGUCCUGCAAAUAAUGAGUGCGAAAUCAAUAAGCGAAGGCGCAAAGCAUGUCAGGCAUGUCGAUUUCAAAAAUGCCUGCUCAUGGGAAUGUUAAAGGAAGGAGUACGUCUGGAUCGAGUACGUGGCGGUCGUCAAAAAUAUCGCCGAAAUCCGGUUUCCAACUCUUACCAAACCAUGCAAUUACUUUACCAAUCAAGCAUUACAUCACUGAGCGAUGUUAAAAUUCUAGAUGCCCUCAGCAAUUAUGAGCCCGAUAUACUUUCCGUUCAAUCUCCGGCAACUCAAACGAAUAGGGCCAACUCGACAUCUUCAUUAAUUGACGAAGAAUCCGGAAAUGCGUCAACACCUUCAACCAACUCAUCCGGCGCCAAUAUAAAGAGUGAACAUAAUAACAUUGUGCCAAAUGCUGAUUCUGCCGAUGCAACACCGCCAUCCACACCGACAUCAUCGACAGCGGGUAGUACGUCGACGCCCAAUACAAGCACCACAUGCAUUUUCCAGCUUAAUUCGCUGACAAACAAUAACUCAGAUGCUCAUGAUAUUUUGUGUGUGCUCAGCGAUUUGUACGAUAAGGAAUUGGUGUAUGUAAUUGGCUGGGCCAAGCAAAUUCCUGGUUUCACAGAACUACCACUUAAUGACCAAAUGAAACUGCUGCAAGUUUCCUGGGCUGAAAUCUUGACUCUUCAGCUGAUAUUUCGUUCGCUGCCAUUUAAUGGGAAACUAUGCUUUGCCUCCGACGUCUGGAUGGAUGAGUUAUUAGCCAAGGAAUGUGGUUACACCGAAUUCUAUUAUCAUUGUGUUCAAGUGGCACAGCGUUUGGAACGCAUCUCACCCCGUCGAGAGGAAUAUUAUUUGCUAAAAGCUUUAAUUUUAGCCAAUUGUGAUAUCCUCUUAGACGAUCAAAGCUCUUUGCGAGCCUUUCGUGAUUCAAUAUUGAAUUCUCUUAACGAUGUAGUCUAUUUGUUGCGCCACAGUUCAGCUGUUUCGCAUCAACAACAACUGCUGCUGCUACUGCCCUCCCUGCGUCAGGCUGAUAAUAUUCUGCGUCGUUUUUGGCGUAAUGUUAAUACCGAAGGUUCAGUAUCUCUAAAGAAGCUUUUCAUGGAAAUGUUAGAAACAGUAUCGCGGUGAGAUUUAAAGUUCACAACAUCACAAUUUUAGCAUUUGUUUCAUUAA
This is a messenger RNA of Musca vetustissima, 1674 nucleotides long. It is a transcript of the gene ERR, whose product is annotated as steroid hormone receptor ERR2. Gene Ontology annotation, biological process: regulation of DNA-templated transcription. Gene Ontology annotation, cellular component: nucleus. Gene Ontology annotation, molecular function: sequence-specific DNA binding; nuclear steroid receptor activity; steroid binding. The transcript is spliced from 2 exons. The record is from RefSeq and is a predicted model, not a curated record. The coding region runs from base 1 to 1629 and encodes 542 amino acids. Lineage: Eukaryota; Metazoa; Arthropoda; Insecta; Diptera; Muscidae.